Suillus paluster is the source of this 1630-nucleotide messenger RNA. Its product is annotated as transmembrane amino acid transporter protein-domain-containing protein. The transcript has 11 exons. NCBI's taxonomy places the organism in Eukaryota, Fungi, Basidiomycota, Agaricomycetes, Boletales, Suillaceae. The coding region runs from base 11 to 1564 and encodes 517 amino acids. Gene Ontology annotation, cellular component: fungal-type vacuole membrane. The record is from RefSeq and is a predicted model, not a curated record. Gene Ontology annotation, molecular function: L-histidine transmembrane transporter activity; L-serine transmembrane transporter activity; L-arginine transmembrane transporter activity. Gene Ontology annotation, biological process: amino acid transmembrane transport.
CGCGGUCAACAUGGUCGUGCACGUGGAUGAAGAAGGUGUUCUGAGUGCUCCUUACUUAUCGUUCUCUCUCACACUGGCUCGGUUCUUCCGCUCCCUAUCACUGACCAACACCUGGUUCACGACCAGCCGUGUGUUAUCCCAGCUGAAUAUUCUUGACGGAUACUCGAUUCCGCCUCCCAGCCCAAGUUCAGAGUCAUUAGACCUAGACCUAGAUUCACACGAGAUGGUGCAGAAAUACGGAGCGGUGCUCACAGUGGCGGCUGACGCAACCGCAGGUGAUAGCGAGCAAAGUGCGCUUCUUGCAGGGGACGCCACUCCUUCAGUGGUGCAGAGGGAUGGUCACGCGAGCAUGUUGAGCUCCGUGAGCAACCUCACAAAUACGAUCAUGGGCAGCGGUAUGCUCACCUUUCCUUUGGCUAUGGCCUCUUCUGGUAUCAUACCAGGAAUCCUCACGUGCAUAUUCUCUGGUUGUACUGGCGCCUUCGGUCUGUACCUACUCUCGUUAACGGCUAGAUACGCCCCGCAUAGAGGUAGCUCCUUUUUUGCGGUUGCUCAGCUUACAUUCCCGCAAGCUGCUAUAUUUUUCGAUGCUGCGAUAGCUAUCAAAUGCUUCGGAGUAUCUAUCAGCUACCUCAUCAUUAUCAAGUCGCUCAUUCCUAAUGUCGUGGAAUCAUUAUACCAUGAUUUGACUUCACCGGACACUUAUCCGCCUGCGUGGGCCCUAUCGGGUCGGAAUUGGAUAACGAUCAUUAUGUUAAUUCUCGUCCCUCUUUCAUCUCUCCGUCGUUUGGACAGCCUUAGACACACGAGUUACAUCGUCCUGUUUUCCGUCGUAUACCUUGUGGCUAUCGUCAUUAUAUGCUACUUUAAUCCGUUAGAAGUCUUCGCGUUCACGUGUGCUCAGAACCUGUUCCCCAUCUUCAAUGAACUGAAAACGAACUCUCAGCAGCGUAUGAAUCUCGUUAUUGGCACUUCCAUUGGUAGUGCUAUCAUGGUAUACGAGGUCAUCGCAUUAUUUGGCUAUUUGACCUUUGGUUCCAAUGUCGGCGCCAAUAUCAUCGCCAUGUAUCCCUCAACGUCAUUAUUUAUUGCUAUUGGACAAUUGGCCAUCGUCAUGCUUAUCAUGUUCUCGUACCCACUGCAAGUACAACCCUGCAGGAAUUGCUUGGACAAGAUUUUCCAUGUAGGAGCACCUACCAAGGUUCCUGGCAGUAAUGAUAACGAGGAGGAGGUUGUCGAUGAGGCGCAUGCUGUUUCUGACAUGUCCCUUUUCAAGCACACGCUGCUGACCGCUGCUAUCACUGGUAUCGGUUUCGUUAUUGCGUACUUCGUUGACGACCUUCAAAUGGUACUCUCCUUCGUUGGCACCACUGGAUCCACGACUAUUUCGUUUAUCCUUCCUGGGUUCCUGUUCUGGAAGAUCUCCCGAGAUGAUCCCAGCGCGAGCAGAACGCUCAACAAAGCUGCCCUCGCUUUAGCAGGGUAUGGGUGCUGUGUGUUUGUGUUCUGCUCGGGUUACAACAUCUACCGAAUCUUUAAUCCCUCGGAAGUUUCUUCUCACUGAAGAACCUGUAAAAUAUACGUACUAUCUUUGUUAGCUUAUGACAAUAUAAUUUUUUGCUUGUGGGCA